UGUUAAGAAGGAAGUCAAAACUAAUUCGAGAAAGCUACAAUUUCUGGUUGUAUUUUUGCAUUAAGAAAUGAGCUGCACACUGGAGAAGGUGCUGACAGACGCCAGGUCUCUGGUGGAACGCCUGCGGGAUCAUGAUAAUGCAGCAGAAAUCCUAAUCGAGCAGACAACAGUUCUGAACAAACGGGUAGAGGCUAUGAAACAGUAUCAGGAGGAGAUUGAAGCGCUUAACCAGGUGGCAAGACAUCGACCACGAUCUACACUGGUUAUGGGCAUUCAGCAAGAGAAUCGGCAAAUAAGGGAACUUCAGCAGGAAAACAAAGAGUUGCGGUCAUCAUUGGAGGAGCACCAGUCAGCUCUGGAGCUAAUUAUGAGUAAAUACAGAGAGCAGGUGUUCCGCCUCCUCAUGGCCAGCAAGAAAGACGACCCCACAAUCGUCACACAGCUUAAGGAGCAGCACACUAGUGAGAUGCAAGCGCACAUAGACAAGAUUAAUGAGAUGGCCACGGUGAUGAAAAAGGCAAUUGAGGUUGAUGAAGGCCGAGUGUGCGAGGACGAGGAGAGAAUCAAACAGCUGGAGCUGGAAAACAGAGGCCUGAGGGAGUUGUUGGGGAUCAGUCGAGAGGCGUUUCUGGUGCUGAAGAGAGAAGAAAGAGACGAGGCAUCCGACAGCACCUCUCUGUCUCCACUGGUUACCAGCAGUGACCUGAGCCUAAGGAAGAGCUAGAGUGCUUUUUCUCUGAACAACGGACUCUGUGUAACACUGAUUUCCAGUACAUGUAUGAGCACACACCUGAAUCACUAUCAGUGGCUUUCAAUACCUCAAGUCUGCUUUCAUUGUUAUGAAUUUAUUUGAACCUUUAGGUUCCUAGAUUACAGUAGUUCUCUGCAGCUCAGUAACAGCCACACUGAUGCCAGGUACUGCAUUUGAAACUACUAUGAAAUGUGAUUCUGUGUGUCAUGUAUUGUUGCUGUUGAGGAGCAAUAAAGUGAAUGUACAGUUGCAGGAAAAAUGACCUGGAUUUUUGCAUUAUACUUCUACAUAUAAAUGUGGUCUAAUCUUCUAAAAAGCUAUCUAAAUGGACAUUGUUUGAACUAAUAACACACAGUCAUCUUUUUAAGUGAAAUUAUGAUCACUUAUUUACAAUCCAUAUGAAGGCGGUUCCAUUUAACAACCGGUACAACCACCUAUACCAGCAGUGUUGUCUACAACUGGUAAUCAAACUGGUAAUGAAAUCUAAAACCAUUCUGGUUGUUACUUUCAUUAACGGCUCUUACGUCAUAUCUCACCAUUUAAAACCAUAAAACCAUCCUUUAGUUAAUGAAUUCAUUUUUGAGUCGUCUUGGCAGCAUCCAGCUUCGACUAAGCUUCAGGUUAUAUCUGGAAACCCUUGGCACGAGGUAGUAACCUACUUGGACAUUAUACAAUAACCAAUUCAUUCCCUUCAGGGGCAAAUUAACAGUAUUAACGGUCAUGUUUUUACAGCAUCAUUCACACUAACAUAAGCAAACCAUGCACACAGGAACAAGAUGUGAAGAUUAUUCCAGAUCCCCAAAACCUUGGAGCUGUGUGCCACCCACUUUGGCAGCUUUGUCAUUGCACUGCCCUAGUUGGCCAUUCUCUUGCCAAUUUUCCAGAUGCAGUUUUGAGCAAAGCUCCCUUAAAUUGUUCUCCCUCCACCAUACUUUACGGUUAAGGUUUAAGGGAUGAUGACUGACAGUUUGUCAAUCAUUAUGACUUGGAUGAAGAUCAGACCACAUUGUAUGAGUAAUUUUGCCAAAAUCCAGGUGAUUCCAAAGACUUCACAAACCCUGUCUUACAACAGUACAUGUAACAGUUUCUCUUUCUUGUACAGUGUUAAAGGGGCAUUUAGUGUAACUAUUUUCAGAGUGACAGGUCUUGUGUGACCUCUGUAAAUAUAUUGCAGUGAAAAACAUGAUUCAUUUUGAGCUUCA
Messenger RNA from Trichomycterus rosablanca, 1953 nucleotides. It is a transcript of the gene fgfr1op2, whose product is annotated as FGFR1 oncogene partner 2. Gene Ontology annotation, biological process: response to wounding. The record is from RefSeq and is a predicted model, not a curated record. NCBI's taxonomy places the organism in Eukaryota, Metazoa, Chordata, Actinopteri, Siluriformes, Trichomycteridae. The transcript is spliced from 6 exons. Bases 68 to 724 code for a protein of 218 amino acids.